AAUAUCUUAACCCUUGGAUGCCAAAGAGGAUGCUGCCCUUGGGUGGGUCAGCCUCCCCCACCCCCCAUCCAUUCAGGGGAUUGCCGAGGCAGAGUUAAGUGCUCUCUUCACUCAUUUCCUGGGACCUAAGCCUUUGUCACCUUUAUUCUACUUGCUUUCCUAAAUGGAAAAGGUUGGAGAAAAAGAAUUUAAUAUGUUCCCACACAUUCUGCACCCAUAGUCCAUGUCUGCUAAGAGGAGGGAGGUGGGCUUCACCAUCAGCCUUAUGAAGUCAUCUAUCCUCUUUCUUUUACAGAUAGGGAAACUUCGGCCCAAAGAGGUUAAAUGAUUUACUCAUGAUCACAAUUAAGCUAGUAACACAACCAGGAUUCAAACCAUCUCCUGACUUUUUUUUUUUUGCCCCUUCUGUCUUAGAAUUGAUACUAAGUAUUGAUUCUUAGGCUAAAGGGCUAGGCAAUGGGUAUUAGGUGACUUGUCCAGGGUCACCCAGCUAGGAAGUGUGUGAGGCCAUAUUUGAAGCUAUACUCUGAGCCCCUCAGCUGCUCCCCCUCAAGUCUCUCUUUCCACUGUACCAUACUGCUUGCUCCAUCUCGUUUCCUCAACUUUAGGAUCCAGGAGCAGCUGCUUCUUGGAGCCAAAAAAUAAAGUUGUUUGCUUUGUUCCCUUCUGGCUCCUGGAGGUAUUAGCAGGUGUCCAUGAUGACCAAGCUGGGAUCCUGUCCAGACCACCUGGGAAGUCCCUGCCUAGAGGGUUCUGGGGUAGCUCUACUCCCAAAGACAGGGCGUGUGCCCCAGAUCAGGGAGAGGAUUGGGAGCACGUGUGGACCUUGGUCUUUCUUCUCCUGGGCCUUCCACACUCCAUUGCUGGGCCACGAGAUAGAGUUUGGACUUAGAUCAAAGUUCUUAGGUGGGAAGAGGAUCCCAGGGGGCCAGAGAACUCAUGCUGGCACUAUUGUGCUUGACUUGGCUCAGCCCCUUGGGCCAACCCCCAUUGAUCCCGGCCUCUAAAUAGGGCCUCCGCGUCCUACCUGCACACACUCAGAUCUGGUUCCUCAUUCCUAUAGAUCCUGCUGCUGGAGCUGCCUCUCCCAGUUUAGCUCUGAAGGGGCCCACGUGGACAGAAAGCCCUGAGGCACUGCUGGAUAGGCUGCUCCCUUUCCUACAUCCAUUCCCACCUCCUCUGACUACUCAGAACUCAUUCCGGAUUCUGCCUCCCUUUCUGAAUCUUUCCCACCAUGGCCUCCAAGAAGCUGGUGAACUCGGUGACAGGCUGUGCGGACGAGGCCCUGGCCGGGCUGGUGGCCUGCAACCCUGACCUCCAGAUGCUGCAGGGACACCGAGUGGCCCUGCGCUCGGACCUGGAGAGCCUGAGGGGCCGGGUGGCCCUGCUCUCCGGGGGGGGCUCCGGCCACGAGCCUGCCCACGCAGGCUUCAUAGGCAAAGGCAUGCUGACUGGGGUCAUUGCUGGCGCGGUGUUCACGUCCCCGGCGGUGGGCAGCAUCCUGGCAGCGAUACGGGCAGUGGCCCAGGCUGGCACAGCCGGAACUCUGCUCAUCGUGAAGAAUUACACCGGGGACCGCCUCAACUUCGGGCUGGCCCGGGAGCAGGCCCGGGCGGAGGGCAUCCCGGUGGAGAUGGUCGUCGUCGGCGACGACAGCGCCUUUACCAGCCUCAAGAAGGCGGGCCGGCGGGGCCUCUGUGGCACCGUGCUCAUCCACAAGGUGGCCGGGGCUCUGGCCGAGGCUGGUGUGGGGCUUGAGGAGAUCGUCCGGAGAGUGAGUGCAGCCGCUGCCGCCAUGGGCACCCUGGGGGCCAGCUUGUCCUCCUGCAGCGUCCCAGGCUCCAAACCGACCUUCCAGCUUCCUGACGAUGAAAUGGAGCUGGGCUUGGGGAUCCACGGCGAGGCUGGUGUACGGCGAAUGAAGAUGGCCACCGCCGAUGAGCUAGUGAAGGCCAUGAUUGACCACAUGACUGACCCGUCCAAUGAGUCCCACGUGCCCGUCCGGGCUGGCUCUGCGGUGGUCCUGGUCGUCAAUAACCUGGGUGGCCUGUCCUUCUUGGAGCUGGGCAUCGUGGCCGACGCGGCAGUCCGCUGCCUGGAGGCCCGUGGGGUGAAGAUUGCCCGUGCCCUGGUGGGCACCUUCAUGUCGGCCUUGGAGAUGGCCGGCGUCUCCCUGACCCUCCUGCUGGCAGAGGACGCCCUCCUUCAGCUGAUAGAUGCCGAGACCACAGCUUCUGCCUGGCCCCGCGUGGCCAGAGUGCCCGUGACGGGGCGCCCCCGGAGCAGGGCGGCUCCCGCAGAGGAGCCGGAGGGCCCAGAGCCGGCCGCCGCGGAAGGGGCGGCCUCCCGGCGGGCAGCUCUCGUCCUGCAGCGCGUGUGCGCCACCCUCCUCGGCCUGGAGGAGCACCUGAACGCUUUGGACCGGGCUGCUGGGGACGGCGACUGCGGCACCACCCACAGCAGAGCUGCCAAAGCCAUCCAGCAGUGGCUGGAGGAGCGCCCGCCCCCCAGCCGCCCCGACCACUUACUCUCGGCCUUGGCUCGGCUCCUGCUGGAGAAGAUGGGGGGCUCCUCGGGGGCACUUUAUGGCUUGUUCCUGACCGCGGCUGCCCAGCCCCUCAAGACCACAGCUGGCCUGCCCGCCUGGACUGCUGCCAUGGACGCCGGCCUGGAGGCCAUGCAGCGCUACGGAAAGGCGGCUCCCGGGGACAGGACCAUGCUGGACUCGCUGUGGGCCGCCGGCCAGGAGCUGCGGGCCCUGCAGAGCCCGGGGGCCAACCUGCUGCAGGUGCUGAGCCGAGCCGUCCAGAGCGCCGAGGCUGCGGCGGAAGCCACCAAGACCAUGGAAGCCGGAGCCGGGAGAGCCAGUUACAUCAGCUCGGCCAGACUGGAGCAGCCGGACCCAGGGGCUGUGGCCGCCGCCGCCGUGCUCCGGGCCAUCCUGGAGGCCUUGCAGAGCCAGGCCGCGUGAGCCCCCUCCCGUGGGCCCCCUCCCGCCCCGCCCUGCCCCUCUGUAGGCCGGCGCAGCGCGUGGCACCGUCCCCUCCGCACCGUCGUGUCCGUAAACGCAAAAAGGCGUCCAAACGGCAGGACGAGGAUCAGGUCGUCGUGCGUGUCAAGGCCCCCUUCCCGGAGCCGAGGCCCAGCAAGCCUGGAUCCGUACACCCGCGGGGGGCGGCCGCCCCGGCCCAGGCAAAGCCCGCCUCGGGUUUACCGGGGACUCCGGCCUCCAGGACAGCAGGGUCUGCCCCGCUCCCCGGCCCUCCGCGGGGCUAGCCGGGUGCCUCCGUGACGGGCCCACGUGUUUAAAGCUCUCAGUGGGAGCCUUUUGUCAAUAAACGGGCAGACGGCGAAAGCCAAUAAAUCAUGUCCGAGCUGCCGCGAUCGGA
Molecule: messenger RNA, 3389 nt
Organism: Monodelphis domestica (gray short-tailed opossum)
Lineage: Eukaryota; Metazoa; Chordata; Mammalia; Didelphimorphia; Didelphidae
Source: RefSeq, a predicted model, not a curated record